Messenger RNA from Trematomus bernacchii (emerald rockcod), 912 nucleotides. RefSeq names its product ferritin, heavy polypeptide 1b (gene fth1b). The coding region runs from base 139 to 672 and encodes 177 amino acids. NCBI's taxonomy places the organism in Eukaryota, Metazoa, Chordata, Actinopteri, Perciformes, Nototheniidae. Gene Ontology annotation, cellular component: cytoplasm. The transcript is spliced from 5 exons. Gene Ontology annotation, molecular function: ferrous iron binding; ferric iron binding. Gene Ontology annotation, biological process: iron ion transport; intracellular iron ion homeostasis. The record is from RefSeq and is a predicted model, not a curated record.
AGAGGGUCCACGUCCCUACGUUAUGACGGCAGUGCGUGGAUAACUUAACGUCAGCUAGUCUUAAAACUUCAGUCUCUACAAAUUGAACUGCUUCAAAACCUGCGACGAGUGUGAAACGUCCGAGAUCUACAAACAGAAAUGAGUUCACAAAUCCGACAAAACUUCCACCAGGACUGUGAGGCUGCCAUUAACAGGCAAAUAAACCUGGAGCUAUAUGCCUCCUAUGUUUAUCUCUCUAUGGCAUACUAUUUUGAUAGGGAUGAUAAAUCCCUUCCAAAUUUUGUAAAGUUUUUCCACACUCAGUCCAAAGAGGAGCGUGAGCAUGCUAAGAAGCUGAUGAGUCUGCAGAACCAGCGUGGAGGCAACAUUUUUCUGCAGGACAUUAGGAAACCUGAUAGAGAUGAGUGGGGGAGUAGCCUGGAGGCUCUGGAUUGUUCCUUGCAGCUGGAAAAAAAUGUAAACCAAUCCCUGCUGGACCUGCAGAAACUGGCAGCUGAACACAAUGAUCCUCAUUUGUGUGACUUCAUAGAAACACAUUUUCUGGACGAGCAGGUGAAAUCCAUCAAGCAACUGGGAGACUGGAUAUCCAACCUGCGCCUUAUGGGAGUGCCUCAGAGCGGCAUGGCUGAGUAUCUCUUUGACAAACACACCAUGGCUGCAGAGGAAAGCUAGACUGCACUGAGUUUUUUCUGGUCAGCGCUGAAUGUCAGUCCACCCUUUCUCUCUGAAAUUUCUUUAUAGAACAUAAUUUAUAAAUACUUGGAGUUGUGAAUUUAAGUUGACAUCCUUGUAUAACAACAUACAAAAGUAAAAGGUAAUUUCAAGUUUCAUUUUUUAAUUGAAAAACAAAGGAAACAUAACAUGAUAUGUAAUAUUUAUUAAAGAGUACACUGAUGGACACAAUGCCAAUAA